AGUAUUGGUGUCAUAUCUCAGAAAGAGAUUGGAAGAUCAGGAUAGGGGGAGAGAGAAUCAAUGAACCUGUCCGUUGGCGUUGCGAUUGCGCGGGAGAUCCCACUAGAUUUCCGGCGAGAAACCGGUGGAGCAAUAGCAGUCGCUACUAAGAGAGUCAGUGAGGACGGCGACGGCUGUGGGGUACGACGCCGUCGUGCUUCACUAAGAAUGGUGGACAGGCAGCUAGCCAAGGGCAACUUCAAAUUGGCCCUUUCUUUAGUAAAACAGUUGCAGCGACUACCUCCUCCUGCUGGUCUCCGAGGCUUUGCUGCUGCCAGACAGGUACCCCGAAGAGUGUUGUCAGUAGAGGAAUUGGAUUUCAGUGUGACAGAAAAAUCUGCUCUUCAAUCAUUACAUGAUUCCAUCCUUGAUUCAAUCAAGAUUAGCCUUCAAUCAUCACCAUUGGACGAGAUUUCUGUAACUUGUAAGGACAAUGAUUUAAACCUUGAAGAUGAUAUAAUCCAACACAAACAAGUGGUGCAGCAUGAAGCUGGUCAUUUUUUAGUUGGCUAUGUUCUUGGUGUUUUACCAAAAACAUACAAAUUUUCAAUCAUGGAAGAUGUGAAGCAAGAUAAAGUUGUUGAUGCGAGUGUCAAGUUUGUUGGCUUUGAGUUUUUGAGAGAGUUAGAAGAUGAACUACCAUCAAAGAAAACGUUGCAUGAUGUGAAGCCAAGUCAUCGGGACAAUAAACGCAAGUUGUCUUCCACGGUAUUAAGCAAGUUCUUAUGUGUGAUUGUUGGAGGCUUAGUAGCAGAGUAUCUUACGUAUGGAUACUCAAAAGGACAUCACGGUGACGUGGAGAAAGACUAGACAAACUUUCUAAGUCUAUUUUCGACGAUGAGGAUGAGCAGCGCUUUUAUGUCUUUUGCACAGAUGAGAGCUCAAGCCUUGUGAGUCCCUCCCACGUUAUUCCACCUUUUCGGGUGGGACAAAAAAUUACUUACAAAAGAUCGAGAAGGGCAUUCAUGUCUUUUUCACCCACGGGCGACUGAGAGCGUGUGUAUAUUAUUUGACAUUUUGACAUUUUGACAUUUUUUAGAAGGCAAGAAAUUAUAAUUUUUGUCACAAUGGACACCAUCACACCAAACUCCAUUUUAUAAACAAGAGAUCGAGAAGGGCACUCACGUCUUUUGAACAGACGAGAGACCGAGGGCGAGUGUGUAUCCCACCUUAUUCGACAUUUUUUAAGUAGGAAAAAAAUUUAAAAUUUUUGUAUCA
Lactuca sativa (garden lettuce) is the source of this 1257-nucleotide messenger RNA. NCBI's taxonomy places the organism in Eukaryota, Viridiplantae, Streptophyta, Magnoliopsida, Asterales, Asteraceae. The record is from RefSeq and is a predicted model, not a curated record.